Molecule: messenger RNA, 936 nt
Organism: Echinops telfairi (small Madagascar hedgehog)
Lineage: Eukaryota; Metazoa; Chordata; Mammalia; Afrosoricida; Tenrecidae
Product: olfactory receptor 10J1
Exons: 1
Coding region: 7-936 (309 amino acids)
Biological process (GO): G protein-coupled receptor signaling pathway
Cellular component (GO): membrane
Molecular function (GO): G protein-coupled receptor activity; olfactory receptor activity
Source: RefSeq, a predicted model, not a curated record
CACUCAAUGAAGAAAGGCAACCACACUCUCAUCUUUGAAUUUCUAUUCCAAGGGUUUUCCAGCUUUCAUGAGCAGCACCUCACCCUCUUUGUGGUAUUUCUUGCACUGUACAUCUUAACCCUGGCAGGCAAUGUCAUCAUUGUGACCAUUAUUCGGAUUGAUCGCCAUCUUCACACACCCAUGUAUUUCUUCCUGUGCACACUAUCCACUUCGGAGACUGUAUACACACUCGUCAUUGUCCCAAGGAUGCUCUCCAGCCUUGUGGGUAUGAGCCAGCCUAUCUCAUUGGCAGGUUGUGCCACGCAGAUGUUCUUUUUUGUAACCUUUGGCAUCACUAACUGCUUCCUGCUGACAGCAAUGGGAUAUGAUCGCUAUGUAGCCAUCUGCAAUCCCCUGAGGUACACCAUUAUCAUGAAUAAGAAGGCGUGUGCCCAGUUGGUAUGGGGGGCAUGCAGCAUUGGCCUGGUUGUAGCAAUGACCCAGGUGACAUCUGUAUUCAGACUACCUUUCUGUGGUACGAAGGUGGCCCAUUUCUUCUGUGACAUCCGACCUGUGAUGAAGCUCUCCUGCAUCAACACAAACAUCAAUGAGAUUCUGACUGUGAUCAUCAGUGUUCUGGUGCUUGUUGCUCCCAUGGGUCUAGUGUUCAUCUCUUACGUGCUCAUUAUCUCUACAAUCCUCAAGAUUGCCUCUGCUGAGGGCCGGAAGAAAGCUUUUGCCACCUGUGCCUCCCACCUCACUGUGGUCAUUGUCCACUAUGGCUGUGCCUCCAUUGCCUACCUGAAGCCCAAGUCAGAGAACACCAGAGACCAGGAUCAGCUGAUCUCAGUGACCUACACUGUCAUAACCCCCCUACUGAACCCUGUAGUGUACACCCUGAGGAACAGGGAGGUCAAGGAUGCUCUGUACAGGGCUAUGGGAAGAAAACACUCCUGA